Molecule: messenger RNA, 1047 nt
Organism: Plasmopara halstedii
Lineage: Eukaryota; Oomycota; Peronosporomycetes; Peronosporales; Peronosporaceae
Product: Pyrroline-5-carboxylate reductase
Exons: 3
Coding region: 1-1047 (348 amino acids)
Biological process (GO): L-proline biosynthetic process
Molecular function (GO): pyrroline-5-carboxylate reductase activity
Source: RefSeq, a predicted model, not a curated record
AUGACAAGUCCUUCAUCGCUUCCAACUUCCUUAUCAUGUCCAACCUCUCCAUCUUCAGUACCUUCAAAAAAGUUAUUGGCUUCCACCCGUCUAGCUUCCAAGACACAAUUAUUGUACCAUACUCGAUCUAUAGCUAUUCAGGUUAUUGCUCAUGAAGUAUAUUUGUUGGUGCUUGCUUGUACGAAAUGUUAUGCUGAAAUCAAGAAAAGUCCACCUCAAGUUGGAAUUUGUGGAGGUGGCACUGUUGGAGCGACAAUUGUUAUGACCUUAUUAACUAAUGGAUAUAGUAGCGAUCGAAUCGCAGUGUCUACUCGUCAACCAGAUCGAAUUCCUCGUUGUGAUGCAUUGAAAUCAUCAUUAGAUAUGGCAAUGUAUCAAUCGGUAUCUCGAUAUUAUAAUAAUGCACGAUUAGCUCGUGAGAGUGACGUGUUGAUCUUAUGUAUGCCGCCAUCUCAUUUAAAAACUUUGACUAUUCAAAUUCGACACGCACUUGCUGCUCACGAGCCACUUGUGAUCAGUGUAUUAUGUGGUGUUACGCAUCAGAGUUUAGUCAAAACUUGUAGUUCGCAAAUAGUCGUGCGAGUGCAGCCGGAUGUACGAAAGAUUGCGAGUCAAUGGCAAGAAGGAAAUAGUAGUGUCGAGAAAUCUGUGCGAAGUCUAGUGCAGCCUCUGGUAUUAAAUCGCUUUGAUGAUGAUCAAAAUUUGGUCAAGCAAAACCGACAGCAACUCAUUCGACUAGCAGCAGAAGCAAUAGUUUCAGAAAGAGACGAUGUAAGAAUCUUGCUUCGAGCGUUUAGAUUGUUCUGUCAUCGUAUUUGGCGCCAAGACGUUGAAAUUGAGAAACUUGGUCACAUUCUUUUCGGUGAUAGAAGUGAAAGUGUCUUGAUUGCGUUAAAGCAUUUGGAAAUUGAUAUAAACGGCGAACAAAAGAAUCACGAAGAGGUCAAAAUAUUAUCAGAAGCUUACAAUUGGUUAGAUAGUUGGAAUCAAGAUAUGAAUGAACUGCAGGAACAACUGGCGGCACAUGCUUUAAGCGAUCCAUCGUAA